Molecule: messenger RNA, 1191 nt
Organism: Daldinia childiae
Lineage: Eukaryota; Fungi; Ascomycota; Sordariomycetes; Xylariales; Hypoxylaceae
Product: tRNA-dihydrouridine(20a/20b) synthase [NAD(P)+]-like
Exons: 2
Coding region: 1-1191 (396 amino acids)
Biological process (GO): tRNA processing
Molecular function (GO): flavin adenine dinucleotide binding; tRNA dihydrouridine synthase activity
Source: RefSeq, a predicted model, not a curated record
AUGGACUUACAAGAAAACGGAGGUCAGCUCCUCCAGCCUAAGAUCCACCCUCUCAAGCUCUUCGAUGCAGCCAGAUCCCAGAAACGACUCCUAUACGCCUGCGCGCCCAUGGUGCGGUACAGCAAGCUCGCCUUCCGGCAGACGGUGCACCACUUCGGCACGGACCUAUGCUGGACGCCCAUGAUCCUAGCUAAGGAGUUCAACCGGAGCAGUGUGGCGCGCGACAGCGACCUAACCGUCUCGUCGACCGGCGCCGAGGUCCCGACCAUAGCCCAAUUCGGCGCCAACGACCCCGUCGAGUUGUCUCGCGCUGCCUCCCUCGCCGCCCCCUUCGUCAACGGCGUCGACCUCAACUGCGGGUGUCCCCAGAGCUGGGCCUGCGCCGAAACCCUGGGUGCCGCGCUGAUGGGCCGCCGCGAGCUGGUGCGCGAUAUGGUGGUUGCGACGAGGGAGCGGCUCGCGCGCGACGGGUGGGAUGUAGAUAGUUUCGCCGGUGCCGAUUCCGAUGUUGACGGUCGCGUAGGCCGUAGCGUCAGCGUUAAGAUUCGAGUACAUAAGGACCUGCGGCAGACAGUAGACUUUAUCACUACUGUCUUAGGGGACGAGCACCACCGGAACAUCGACUGGCUUACCAUCCAUCCGCGCACGCGCAACACUCCUAGCAGUAUACCCAUUAAUGUCGAGGCGCUCGAGAUGCUCACCUCUAUGUUUGGCACGAAACUGCCAAUCCUCGUAUCUGGCGACGUUUUUACCUUGUCUACACUCCCGUACACCUCUCACCUCCUAGACCCCCAGCCCACAUUCACUACCUCUAGCGAUUCGUCCCUCGAUACCACUGGGAACAACUCCUCCAAGCCAAAACUCCACUUACCCAACCUAUCCGGCCUCAUGUCCGCACGCGCACUUCUCGCAAACCCGGCGCUCUUCGCCGGGUACAACGCCUGUCCCUGGGAAGCCGUCGACGUAUUCAUGAACAAUGUGGCACGAGCACCGCUACCCCUUAAACUAGCGAUACACCAUCUAAAUGAGAUGUGCGGGCCAGGCUUCGGCCCGGACCGUAACGCCGCCCUACUAUCGAAGAAGGAACGCAUACGUCUUAACGAGAUAAGUAACUGGAUCGACGUGAUUGACUAUAUGGACGAGAUCAAGAGUCAGCGUGGAGGGAAAGGCGGCGUCGUGCGAUUUACUUGA